UUCACAAUGAAGUGGUUUGUUAUACAAGUUAUAUUAUUUCUUUUAGCCUCAGGUACGUUUUGUCAAUGGGGUCCACCACCCCCUUGGCCAUGGAUGCUGGCCAAUAAAAUGCCCAUUGGAUUUCCUCCCCCACCACCACCAGAAAUGUUUUGGGGACAGCCAUGGAAUGUUAUAGAUCCUAAUUCGAAUUCAGACGAUUUUAGCCACUACGGUCCAUGGUCGAACGGCGGUAGUACUAAUUUUACUCAUUACGGUCCACAAUCCAACGGAAAUAAUGGAAAUUUUACUCAUUAUGGACCUCCAUCUAAUAAUGGAAACCGAAACAGUGGCAACACCGGAAUGCAGGGUCAGGAUCGUAAUAGCCCACCUAGGAGUGAAGCCAUUCAAAACCAGUCUCCAUGAAAUUUCAAUUUUUUAUAUUUUUAUUUUGUUUUUCUGUUUAUCCGAGUAGGUUCAUUCAUUUUCUAUGUAUGAAUUAUAUUAUAUAUUUCAAGUAUAAAUGUUCUUUACGGAUAUGUCACAAAUACUUUGUCUUUGGGGAUUAAGGUAAGUGUACCAGUAAUUGACUGUUGUGACAGUGUUCGUCACUUUCUUUGUCACAUUACAGUUUUUGUCAAAUAUUAAGGUAUUUUUAUAUAGCACAAUAAUAAA
This is a messenger RNA of Sitophilus oryzae (rice weevil), 651 nucleotides long. Its product is annotated as polygalacturonase non-catalytic subunit AroGP3-like. The transcript has 3 exons. The record is from RefSeq and is a predicted model, not a curated record. NCBI's taxonomy places the organism in Eukaryota, Metazoa, Arthropoda, Insecta, Coleoptera, Curculionidae. The coding region runs from base 7 to 402 and encodes 131 amino acids.